CGCGUCCGUGAGCGGCGGCGGCAGCGGCGGACCCCGGACUCUCGGUCCCUCUGUGCGUGGCGCUCUUCCCCCCCUCCCCGCCCCCCCCUCCGGCGGCACCGAGCGGAGGGGAAUAGCUGUGGCUUCUGAGUUGUUCCAGUGGAGCACCUGAAGAAUCUGACUGUGAAGGCUUGCAUGUUAUGACGACCCCCAACAAAGGAAACAAAGCCUUGAAGGUGAAGAGGGAGCCAGGUGAGAAUGGGACCAGCUUGACAGAUGAAGAGCUGGUGACCAUGUCCGUGCGGGAGCUGAACCAGCAUCUGCGGGGCUUGUCAAAGGAGGAGAUAAUCCAGCUCAAGCAACGCCGGCGGACCCUGAAGAACAGAGGCUAUGCUGCCAGCUGCCGUGUCAAGAGGGUGACGCAGAAGGAGGAGCUGGAGAAGCAGAAGGCGGAACUUCAGCAGGAGGUGGAGAAGCUGGCCUCAGAGAAUGCCAGCAUGAAAAUGGAACUCGAUGCCCUGCGCUCCAAGUAUGAGGCGCUGCAGAACUUCGCCCGGACCGUGGCCCGGAGCCCUGUCACCCCUGCCCGGGGACCACUUGCUUCAAGCAUGGGGCCCCUUGUGCCCGGCAAGGUUGCCACCACCAGCGUCAUCACAAUAGUGAAAUCCAAAACGGACGCCCGGUCUUAGUGAAAGGUGCACCGCCUGGGCUUGUGUGUGCAGGGCAGAUAGGCACAAAGCUCAUCCGGAAUCCCCAAAGCACAACCCUCACCCAGAUGGCCCAGCCACACAGGCACACGCUGGCCUGCUUGUCACUGCUGUCCCCUUGUUUUUAGCUUUGUUCUGGUUGAUGUGACUGAUGGUAAUGCAGCCUCUCUGUGUGAGCAGAACCUUCCACCCAGGGUAUUCUGGGAACAGAAACUGAAGGACCUCAGUAUCCUAGCCAAAGGGAUUCUCAGCAGCAUAGAGUAGAUUCUUGGGGUGGAAUAACCCAAAUGGGGGAGGGCAGAGGUCACAGAAAGUUGGAAGACCUGCUGUCGGUAUCGUCUGAUGAUUUGUACUAUUCUUCCAGGGUUGUGUGUCAGCUGUCCAAUCUGCUGCUUGUAAAUUGCUUGGUAUCAGUGGCUAUAAUGGGGGUAGUUUGUGUAACCAUUUUUAUAUUAACAUCUAGUUGCGCCUCUUGUGUUUAAAAGUGGGAUUCCUUUGGACUUUUCCUGAAGGGGGAGGAAAGGGGCAAAACUGCAGUUUCCUGGUGUCUGUGCUGCAGAGACGGGAAAGAAGAUGGGAAUGGGCACCGUAUUAACCUGUCGGGAAGGAGGCAGGCUGUACCAUGGUGACUACAGGCCAGUUUUGUGCCUAAUGUGUUGCACUGAUCAAGACCAAAAUCACUAGUUGUUUCGUGUGUUCGGAGAGUAUCAAGUGUCUCUAGUGUGAUGGUUUACACAACCAGUUUAUGUGGUUUAAAUAGCCCUUUAUUUAAGAGAGAAACAUUCAUUUUAAGAAUUAUGAAAAGAUCUAAGUUUUCAAACUUAAAAUUGGACAAAACUUGUAUUUGACAGUCUCCUUUUUAACCCGAGAGGGUGAGAAUACUUGAUUGUCUUGUUCUCGGAGGUGUUGCUAGUUUGAAAAAGAAAAAGUAAAUUUUAAAAGUUUCUCGCUAAGUCUUUGUGGCUCUGAGGUUGGUUUUUAUAAAGAGUUAUCAGACUUUUAUUUAUAAAUAACAUAGGGGGAAAAAAAACAAAAAAAAGGCUAGUCCUGUUUGAUAUCUUUUUGCAAUUGUACCAAAAGUGACUUAUUCUUGAACUCCUCACCUGCUUCUUUUGUGCUCCCGUUGUGUUGAGUUGUCUGUGCUCUGAGGUCUUGUGUGGCGCUGUGAUGUGAUGGUGCCAAUGGCCAACUUUACUGUGUGGAUGUCCUGUGAGCAUUUUUUGUGUGUGUGUUUGCUUUUCCUGUGCUGAGUGCAGAGAUUUUGU
Messenger RNA from Euleptes europaea (tarantolino), 1951 nucleotides. RefSeq names its product MAF bZIP transcription factor G (gene MAFG). Gene Ontology annotation, molecular function: RNA polymerase II cis-regulatory region sequence-specific DNA binding; DNA-binding transcription factor activity, RNA polymerase II-specific. NCBI's taxonomy places the organism in Eukaryota, Metazoa, Chordata, Lepidosauria, Squamata, Sphaerodactylidae. Bases 180 to 668 code for a protein of 162 amino acids. Gene Ontology annotation, cellular component: nucleus. The transcript is spliced from 4 exons. Gene Ontology annotation, biological process: regulation of transcription by RNA polymerase II; regulation of epidermal cell differentiation. The record is from RefSeq and is a predicted model, not a curated record.